CCGACUCGAAGUCUGUUGCCAGCGAUUUGCGAGCGGCCAAAACAGUCGCCAGCCAGUAAUCCAAUAGAGCGCGUUCGGUGUGCGGACAAGUGUUAGAGACAAGCUGGUCUCAGAUCACCCAAAAAAAAAAAAAUUACACAAAUAUCGGCAUUUUGUAACUCCCAAAAAAAAAUUAAACCAGGCGUCGUCGGAACGCGGCUCAAACGAGAAAACCCGAAAUCCAUUUUGCUGUUUUUCUUGAUCCAAAGAGCCCAGCGCGGAACUGCCAGGCGAAAUGAUUUUGGAGCAGGGGCCAAUUUGGGCCACAAGUGGACGGCGGUGCCUGCUGGCCGCUCUCCUGCUGACUCUCCUCGGCGGACAGACAGUGGCCCAGUCCAAUUACGUGCAGCACGGCGAUAGUGGCAACUACACCACCAACGGACUGCCCGAGGAGGCGACACUGGACGGCAAGGUGACCAAACUGGACGACAUCAGUCCGCUGAUUUUUCUAAACCGAACGAAGGCCGCUCUCAAUUGCGCCGCAGGAUCCAUGCAGGUUGAUCUCAAGUUCAACGAUCCGUUCCAUGGCAUUAUCCAGGCUGACUACGAUCGCAGCAGUGCGUGUCGCGUGAGUGGAAAAGGAGCUCUCAGCUAUCGACUGGAGUUGCCUCUGAAGGGAUGCGGCACCAUUCAGAACCCCACCCGUGUGUUCACCAACAACAUCAUUGUUCGAUUCCACGCCAAUUUGGAGAUGGACGGCGACGAGAUAAUCACGAUCGUCUGCCGAUAUCCGCCACCUGUUCCCUCUCUUCCACCAGCUCUUCCGGCUCCAAUCCUGAACCCGAUCGCCACGAGCUCGGUGCUCCAGCCGCCGCUGAAGAGCAUCCAGAUCCUGAUGAUCAUCUGCGCAAUCAUGUUCCUCACCCUGCUGCUCCUCGGACUGGCGGUGUCCUACUACUGCCUGCGCAGCCGCUCCAUUCCGGUGGUGCGUCGCCUGCCGAUGAGCAUGGGCAGCGGAUCGGAGAUCACCAAGCUGAGUGGCAGCAGCGUGGGCAACAUCAGCGCCUUCGAGGGCGUCAAGAUCCCCCGAGCACAUGCUGCCCUCCAGGCGGUCUACAGCUCCUCGGGCAGCGAGGGUGCCCUCAUACCCUCCGAUUAUCCCAGCGAGUCCCACUCGGAGAUCGAGGAGAUCGACACCAGAUCGCUGCCCUUCAGCUCAGCUGGCAGCUUCGAGAACCGCGCCUUUGUCCACGAAACCUCGAGCAUCUACAGUGACCACUAUGCUCCGGCGCAGGAGAUGCCAUCGGCGAAUGCCGUGAUGACCACCACCUCGGUGACCCGACACGCCAUCCCGAUCCAGGAGGCCGUUGCCGUGGAUUCGCCCAAGUUUGAUGUGCAAGUGAGGGUGAAGAAGUCCCCGCCGCCGCCUCCUUCGCCGGUCACCUCGGAUACGGAGAGCGUGGCCACCUUGCGUCCGGACAGGAACAACCUGUCCACCAUCAUGGAGGCCUACGAGGAUCGCGAGAGCGUGCUCACCAUGGACUCGCUGCCGCCGCAGGUGGAAACGAUGCACUCGCAGUUCACCUACGUUCCGGAGCUCCAUCCUGCCCCGCAGGUACCCCAAACCAUUCCACCGCCCGUGGUGGUGGAGCCCAAGUUCUCCGUCUACACCAGAACCCAUCACGAGGUGGUCGACGGUCGUCCGGAGACCUGGUCCGAUUACACCGAUGGUCCGGCGCCCAGCGAGAUCACCGAUCUGUCCUCCGAGGCGCCCGACAACAUUGUGGACACGAUGCACUACUACGAGGAUGAGUUCGUUCCGGCUGUCCAGCCGCCGGUGACCUCGCACACCGUGGACGAUGUCUAUCUGCGAACGGUGACCGAGAAGAAGACCAUCGAGGACAUCGAGAGCCACAAGAGGCGGGUCACCGAGUACAAGAGCAAGCCGAGGGCACCACUGCCGCCGGCACCGCCACCGCCGCCACCCGUCGAUCCCAAGUUCGAUGUGCGGGUGAGGAACUAUCCCAGCGACCGGGAGCAGCAGCUCUGGGAGAACUUCUCGGACAUCUCCAGUGCCUCUGGACUGACGCUCACUCCCAAAAUGGAGCGCAGUGAUCUGAGUAUUCCGCCGGCGGAGCUGCCCGCCCAGAUCCACGACAACAAGCUGAAGUUGACCAGUCCCGAGUUGGUGGGCAACAUGAAGCCGAUCGAGGUGCCGCCGCAGGACAAGGAUGUGCCCAACUGGGAUGUGCUCAUCCGGAUUCUGGAGGAGCCAGAGAUGUCCGAGGUGGGCGGUGACGACGUCAGCUCCGUGCACAAUCUGAGCUACGACGAUCGGGCCAAGUGGAAGGAGAUCAUCACCACGCAAUCCUCGCUGAGAACGAUGCUCACCGAGGCGGUGGUGCGCGAGGACUUCGAGCGGAUUCGCCAGGAUACGCGGUAUGAACGGAUGUUCGAGCCGCAGACCUGGGACGUGAUCAUCAGGAUCCUGGCUCCUCCCGGCGAGGAUGAUCCCGAUGUGGAGCUGCGGACGCCGCGACGCGGCAAGAAGGCAUCGCCGCAGCCGUGGGACACGCGAUCCCGCCGCAGUUCCCUUCCCACGUUGUAUGAGUACGAUAGCGAUGGGGGAUCCAGUGUGCGCACCAUCCGGAAUGAUCCCGGGAUGCCGGGCAUGCCGGGUGGACCAGGUGGCUCCGCCGGCGGACCCUUCAACCUGCAGCGAUCGCGCCGCAGCUCGCGCACUUCCUACCAGACGGAUCACAACGACUUCCGUUCGAUGUCCGAGGUGACCGUGGACUUCGGCCGCCCGCAGGUGGACCAUCCGGACAAUGUGAGCGACGCCAGCAGCUACUAUCGGAUGCAGUACUACGACGACGACGACCGGCGCUCCUUCCACCGCUCCCUCAGCCAUCCGUCGCUGGCCCGCUCCGCCAGCGAGUUCACCGAGCACUGGACCGCUCCCGAGGAGCUGGAGGUCUCCUCGCCGGAGGGCACUCCGCACACCCGACGGGCCAGACAGCCCUCGAAUCAGUUGGCCUUGGUCAGCGGAAGAACCGGGGAGCGGAUCUUGGCCCAGACGCAGACGCAGAGCGAGUACGUGGAAACCCACCGAAGAGUUUUCCACGCCGAGAAGGAGAUGCCAUUGCCGCCCCGCAAGUGGUAGGAAAUCGGUUGACGAGUCCCCCCAACUAACAAUCGACGAGCAAUACGAUUCUCGAGAAGGGUCUUAUCAUAAAAACUCCAUAUUUUAGACAUGUGUUCCGGAAAUGCCCCUUACACUUCACUUGCAUUAAUGGGUCAUAUGAGUACACAACCUUACAAUAAUUAACAAACGUGCCAAUUACAAUUGCCUGACAAAGUAAGCCACUAUGAAAACCUUAAAUGUCAGUUUGAAGCGGAUGAUCUUGAAGGAAAACAAUUAGAACAAGCAAGGGGAAUCCUGUUUUCAAGCUGUUUUUUCCGAUCAAUUAAUUCGGGAAAACUCCAAUUAAUUUGAAAACCUUUAAAGUUGGUAACAAGAUGCCGAUUUCUAUAUUCGAUUCAUGUGUUCUGCACUCCCAACUGAGAUUUCGCAUUUAAUCAAACAUGAUCUAAUGAAAAGAGCGGGAUAGAUAAUUAAAAUGAUAGGAUGUGAAAGUUUUAAUAUUAGUAAAAAGUGUUCUUAAGAUGUAACGCUGCCGUUGGUCUUUUUGAUGAUAGGAAAUUUGUAUGAGCAGAGUCACAAACACGAAGUCUAGCCUUUAUCCUUUUUAAUAAACAAUACUUCGCAACUUGUCGUCGAAAUUAGGUAGUUACCUUACCACAUUCUAGUUACAAAUGUAUAUAUGUAUAUAUACAGAGAUCAAACUGCCACAUGCACACGAUUUUUACCAGAUUCGAUGAUCUUCACUUUUGAAAUACAUAUAUAUAUAUAUACUCCGGGUGGAAUAGAUACGCAGGUUUGAAAUAAAAGUAUUACUAUAGCAUAGUGUUUCCAAACGCAAAGUCUUCUUGAAUAAUUAUAUAUUGGAUUUGAAUAUUUGAAUACGAGUAGACUAAAAGUUCGGGACGGAAAACUGCAAGAGUAUCCUAAUUAAAUUUCGGAUUUCGGAUUUCGAAUCGAUGAUAAACGGGGCCCCAAUUAGAUUCCUUUCAAAGGACCACACAACACUUUCUCAUUAUUAUCAAUUUUUUCUUAACUUAGUACUAAUCCGUCCAAGACAUAUACUAUAAGAUAAUUGAUAAAUAAUAAUAAUGCGCGAUUACGACAUGCUACAUGCUACAGCCUUAUAAACAAACUUACAUAUUUAAUUCGCUUUUUGGUUAGGCAAGUCCUACGAAAAUGUGUGUAAUCUAAAAACACUUGAAAUAAAUAAAUUAUAAAUAAAUAUACCCACUAACAAAGUU
Molecule: messenger RNA, 4365 nt
Organism: Drosophila ficusphila
Lineage: Eukaryota; Metazoa; Arthropoda; Insecta; Diptera; Drosophilidae
Gene: pot
Exons: 7
Coding region: 275-3142 (955 amino acids)
Source: RefSeq, a predicted model, not a curated record